AGGAGCUACUCAAUAACCAGCUGGAAGGGCUACGUUGAACCAUCAAUCAGGCUCCAUGGCUGCCUCGCCGUCAACCAGUCGUACAGUGUCUCAACUGAAACUACCUCGGAAACCCACGCGUCUCACGAAAUUCGCAAUCAACGCCCUGUACGUGCUGACACCACCUGCAUCGUCAAGCUCCGAACGCUCCCCGGCACAGAAGUUCAAACGCAUAAUGAUCUUUUUCAUCCCGGUACUUCUGUUGCUGGGUGUUGUAACCUAUUUUGUCAUCAAGCACUUCAGCGGCCGGAAACAUUACCUGCUCUGCGAUUCGCAAGCUUGUAGUGCGUUCGAAGUAAUGCUCAGUAGGACCAUCAGCGACCAUCUUGAUCCGUGCGACAACUUCUACGUCUUCGUCUGUGAUGGCUGGAACAGGGCUCAGUUGAAGUCUGUCUACCGUAGCCACGUGGACCACUUUCUUGCGCUUCUGAAUGACAAUCUCCAGGGAAAUGUUCCUCGGUAUGGUCAGAAUUCACAUGAAAAGGCGGCAGCAUUCUUUCAAGCGUGCAGAAUGGCUGCAAGGAAGAAUCGUGGAGAUACGCACGGCUUCAGAAAUAUUCUCUCUGAAAGCAACGUAGACUGGCCCAGCAUCUCUGAGAAGGCGGACGUACUCUUGUCAUUGGCCAGGUUUUUCAGGAUCCUUAGGAUAACGAACCUUUUGAAUAUUGAAAACAGUGGAAAUGCAUUGGUCAUUCAUGCAGGUGCAGCAGAAGCUUCCAACUACAAGAAGAGGGCCGCUCCGGGCUUCGAGAACAUUUAGAGCGGAGGCGUGCUGGGACCGGGCCUGAGCAUCAAAACAGUCGGGUACGGGUUGGGUCUGGGCCGGCGGAGUUGUGUUCGGGCUGGGCCCGGGCUUUAAAUCUAUAGAAGAUGUAGGGCUUGGGCCGGGCACGGGCCUGAAAAUUGGGCCCGUGCAGUGGUCUAGUACACAUCUGCGAACAGACGAAUGCUUGAAGACGUGCUAGUCGGUAGUUCGUCGAUAAAAAUAGGAAAAAUAAGAGGACGGAGUACUGACCCUUGCGGUUCGCUAGAUAGGACAGGAAGUGGUGAUGAGAGGGAAUCAUCGCCCAGUGUCACGACUGUUAACGACUGUAUGCAAAUAGUUUUUGAGCCAGUUUUGUA
This is a messenger RNA of Ornithodoros turicata, 1161 nucleotides long. RefSeq lists its product as uncharacterized. Gene Ontology annotation, biological process: proteolysis. Gene Ontology annotation, molecular function: metalloendopeptidase activity. The record is from RefSeq and is a predicted model, not a curated record. The transcript is spliced from 2 exons. The coding region runs from base 56 to 799 and encodes 247 amino acids. NCBI's taxonomy places the organism in Eukaryota, Metazoa, Arthropoda, Arachnida, Ixodida, Argasidae.